This is a messenger RNA of Drosophila takahashii, 879 nucleotides long. The record is from RefSeq and is a predicted model, not a curated record. Lineage: Eukaryota; Metazoa; Arthropoda; Insecta; Diptera; Drosophilidae.
AUGAAGGAGAACCGAGACGGCGAAAGAAGUAAAGGAGAAGACGGAGGCAAAGAGAAAUUCCAAGAACGAGACGGCGAUAGAAGUAAAUGCAAAGACGGAGGCAACGAGAAAUUCCAAGAACGAGACGGCGAUAGAAGUAACUGCGGCAUCGAGAAUUUCGAGGAAGAAGACGGCGGCAAAAGUAACAACGAAGACGGCGGUAAAGAGGAUUACGAAGUAGAAGAAGGCGACGAAAUUAAUAGCGAAGAUGGAGAAGGCAAGAACAAAGUUGGCGAAAAGAACGACAAAGGCGAAGACGGUGAAAAAGUUCGGGAAUAUAUAAGCGAAGAUGGAGAAAACGAAAGCGAAGCUGGCGAGGAAACAAGAGGUGAAAGAAGCUACGAAAGAGACGGCGAACAGAACAAAGGUGGAGGCAGAAAUCGAAACUGUGCAGAAGUGAACAUGCAGAACCAAGCUAGAGAGAAAGAAAAGAUGGAGAACAAUUUUAAUCAAAGUAUAGACAUUUCUUUGAGAAUGGCUACGAAAGUGUUGUGUGAGUUUGCGGGCGAAUCAUGUGCUCGCAAAUGGAUCACUCAGAUGUAUAAUAUCGCAAGCAUCUAUGGUAUAACUGGAAACUAUAUAAAAUUGUUGAUGGUUAGCAAAAUUAAAGGCAAAGCGAAUGUUUGGUUGCACGCAAAUGGUGGGCGUGUUUUGUUGCCAUUGGAGGAAUUGACGGCUGAGCUGAUCGUAAUCGGGAGUUAUGUUGACGACAAGAUAAUGCGUGCUCAGGGCAUUAAUAUUGAUGCAGAUGAAAUGUUGAGCUGCAUCAUCGAAGGUAUUACAAAUCAAGGGCUGCGCAAUCUGGCCACAAUCAAUGCUUUGUGGAUGUUGCGCACAUAA